UAUCAGACUGUUCCCUUUGUCAACAGCUGCUAGACUUGCGAGAUGGGCGCAAUCAAUAAACGUACACUUUGCCACGAGGAGUGCAAAUUUAAAGUUUCUCUUCUUAAAUUUGCUCUUCCCACUCAACUUCCUUUCUUCUCUCCUAAUCGUCUUCUCUGUGAUAUAUUGAAUGAAUCGUUCUCCUCACAGUUUGCUGCAUUUGAUGUUGAGCUUCCAGAUCUAAUUGAUGCUACUACGGUCUGGCGUCCAAGAAGAUAGUUAUCACCGGGUUUUUAUAGACCUAAUCAGAUUGCGAUGAACCUGUCCUGCUUCGGUGCAUUAAAAUUGAAAUUGAAAUCUCGUAAAGAGAAAAAUAUGGACGCUUCAACGCAGACAGAAGAGAUUGCUACCAACAAUGUUCAGCUGUUCUCCUAUAAGUCAUUGAGAUCUGCAACAGGAAACUUUCAUCCAUCAAGCAGAGUAGGUGCAGGCGGUUUUGGUGUUGUCUAUAGGGGUGUUUUAAAGGAUGGUACCCAGGUUGCGGUUAAGUCUCUGUCUGCAGAAUCUAAACAAGGAACUCGUGAGUUCUUGACUGAGAUUAACAUGAUAUCUAAUGUCAGACAUCCAAACCUUGUUCAACUCAUUGGGUGUUGUAUAGAAGACAGUUAUCGUAUGCUGGUCUAUGAGUAUCUGGAGAACAGCAGCCUUGCAAGUGCUUUACUUGGUCCAAAUAAUAAACGAAUAUAUCUGGAUUGGUCUAAAAGAGCUGCCAUCUGUAUGGGUACAGUUCAUGGUCUUUUGUUUCUUCACGAGGAAGCUGAACCACAUAUUGUCCAUCGAGAUAUCAAGGCUAGUAAUAUACUUCUUGACAGAGACUUGCAUCCUAAAAUUGGAGACUUUGGGUUGGCUAAACUUUUCCCAGACAAUGUCACUCAUCUUAGCACACAAGUUGCAGGAACAAUGGGUUAUUUGGCUCCAGAGUAUGCUUUGUUUGGACAGCUAACAAAAAAGGCUGAUAUCUACAGUUUAGGGGUGCUUCUACUUGAAAUAAUCAGUGGCAGAAGUAAUACAAAGGCAGCAUUUGGGGAGGAUUUGACACUUCUUGUGGAAUGGACAUGGAAACUGAAACAGGAAGAUAAUCUGUUGAGCAUAGUUGAUCCAGAACUGAUUGAGUUCCCAGAGGAAGAAGUGGUCCGCUUUAUCAAGGUAGCACUGUUUUGUACCCAAGCUGCACCUCACCAGCGGCCCUCCAUGACACAAGUGAUGGAGAUGCUCUCCAAAGAGAUGAAACUCAACGUUGAGUCUCUAAUUCCCCCUGGUGUUUACAAGGACCAUGGUUCUCAAUCCUCAGUCGGCAGUAGCUUGCAGGAUUUGCCUUGGGCACAGAAAGGCAAACAAUCAGUAAACCCUUUCAUUACUUCCACUCAUUUAGGUAGCUCUCUCACCAUAUCAAAGAUGCAACCAAGGUGAGAGAGGUUAACUUUUGGUAGCUCUUCAUUUUUGCCCUGUUUGGUUUCCCACGACACAGCAUUUGUGUAAAGAUUCUGAUGCUAUAAUAGUGGAAGAGAGGAAAAUUAUUAGAUCUGUAAAUAAUCGAUUUUACAAGGGAGCUGAUAAUAGGGUUGACUGCUAGUGAGUUGAUAUCAAAUUUCCACACAAUCAUGUCCCAUGGAUACACAGCUAUAGAUCUGAGAUCUGUUGAGGGUUAAAAUGUGCAACUCUUGUGUGAACUUUGAGAUUGACGAGCAAAUACUAGUACAGAUUCUCUAGAAGGC
Molecule: messenger RNA, 1754 nt
Organism: Telopea speciosissima
Lineage: Eukaryota; Viridiplantae; Streptophyta; Magnoliopsida; Proteales; Proteaceae
Product: putative serine/threonine-protein kinase
Exons: 7
Coding region: 295-1449 (384 amino acids)
Biological process (GO): protein phosphorylation
Molecular function (GO): ATP binding; protein kinase activity
Source: RefSeq, a predicted model, not a curated record